UCAGCCUUGCUGCCAGUGGUGUGAUUUCCCACCAAGAUGGCGGCCGUGGGACGAGUCGGCUCGUUCGGUUCCUCUCCGCCGGGAUUAGCUUCGACUUACGCGGGCGGCCCCUUGGCUAACGAGCUAGCGUCCGGCAACGGCGGCGCCGCAGCAGGGGACGAAGAAGACGGGCAGAACCUUUGGUCCUGCAUCCUCAGCGAGGUCUCCACCCGCUCGCGCUCCAAGCUCCCCGCGGGGAAGAACGUGCUGCUGCUAGGUGAAGAUGGAGCUGGAAAAACAAGCUUAAUAAGAAAAAUUCAAGGAAUAGAAGAGUACAAGAAAGGAAGAGGAUUGGAAUAUUUGUACUUAAAUGUACAUGACGAAGACAGGGAUGAUCAAACAAGAUGUAAUGUAUGGAUCUUAGAUGGAGACCUGUAUCAUAAAGGGCUCCUUAAAUUCUCACUGGAUGCCGUUUCUCUGAAGGACACUCUAGUUAUGCUGGUUGUUGAUAUGUCAAAGCCUUGGACUGCUUUGGAUUCUUUACAGAAAUGGGCAAGUGUUGUUAGAGAACAUGUUGAUAAAUUGAAGAUUCCUCCUGAAGAAAUGAAAGAAAUGGAACAGAAGUUGAUUAGAGACUUCCAAGAAUAUGUGGAGCCGGGAGAAGAAUUCCCAGCUUCUCCGCAGAGAAGAGGCACCACAUCACAGGAAGACAAAGAUGACAGUGUUGUUUUACCCCUGGGUGCAGAUACACUUACACAUAAUUUGGGCAUUCCGAUAUUAGUAGUUUGCACAAAGUGUGAUGCCAUUAGCGUAUUGGAGAAAGAACAUGACUAUAGAGAUGAACAUUUUGAUUUUAUCCAGUCACAUAUUCGGAAGUUUUGUUUACAGUAUGGUGCAGCACUUAUUUACACUUCAGUAAAAGAAAACAAAAAUAUAGACUUAGUAUAUAAAUACAUCGUUCAGAAGCUAUAUGGAUUUCCCUAUAAGAUUCCUGCUGUUGUUGUGGAAAAGGAUGCAGUAUUUAUUCCAGCAGGGUGGGAUAAUGAUAAGAAAAUAGGAAUAUUACAUGAAAAUUUUCAGACAUUGAAAGCAGAAGAUAAUUUUGAAGACAUCAUAACUAAACCACCUGUCCGAAAGUUUGUGCAUGAGAAGGAAAUUAUGGCAGAAGAUGACCAAGUCUUUCUUAUGAAGCUACAGUCUCUUUUAGCAAAGCAACCACCAACUGCAGCUGGAAGGCCUGUGGAUGCUUCACCACGUGUCCCGGGAGGCUCCCCUCAAACACCAAACAGAUCCGUGUCAUCCAAUGUUGCCAGUGUGUCGCCCAUCCCUGCUGGGUCGAAGAAGAUAGACCCAAACAUGAAAGCUGGAGCUACAAGUGAAGGUGUCCUGGCAAAUUUCUUCAACAGUUUGUUGAGUAAAAAGACUGGCUCUCCUGGAGGGCCUGGUGUCAGUGGUGGCAGCCCUGGAGUUGGGGCUGGAGGAGGAAGCAGUGGUUUACCACCAUCUGCCAAAAAAUCAGGCCAGAAACCUGUUCUAUCAGAUGUCCACGCAGAACUAGACAGAAUCACACGAAAACCAGUUUCAGUUUCUCCUACGACACCUACGUCUCCUACGGAAGGAGAAGCCUCCUGAAAAUACCAAAUAAAGCCAUUUAUUCAACCUUCUGGGAUAAUGUAAACUUGCCUCUGCUUUUUCCGUCAGAAGUGGAAUUAGGGAGCUGGAGUGCUUUUCACAGAUGGACUAAACUUAAUAUCUUUUUGUUUUUGGUGGCUGCCCAUUUUAUAAAAGGAGCUAUACAAAAGAAAAAUUAUUGUACAUUAUGUAGAAUUGCUAUUUGCAGUGCAGUUUUGCAUAAAGAAGUAAUUUUGGAUUUUGAAAAUCUCAAAAUUUAUAGACCUGAAAUACAACCAUGUGAUCAUACACUAAAGGCUACUUAAACCAUAAAAAAGGAUUUAGGAAAGGGCAGAAAACACACAGUUUGGGCAUUUGACUGACUUGGAAGUCCAAACUUGUUUAGUUAAGAUUAUUAAAAUCAUUUAAAAUUUUGUGUGUGUUAUUUGCUGAAAAAAGAGAACUCUCCGUUGUUAGGUUUUGCACACCAACAUAAAUGUGACAGCACACAUGGGAGAUGCUGCAAAAAUGGCGCUUGAUUCAGUAGUCAUUGUCUCAGUCAGAGGUCCUGUAUGUUAUUGUCAGAAGAGGAUUUAGAAUUAUUGGCCAAGAUGUUUCUUAAGCUGAGAAGGAAAGAAAGCACACUGCCUAAAUGUGCAAAAGAAAAAUGCAGAGGUUACAAAGAUGUAAAAAGAUUACAGUUUUUGGAUUUGUCUAUACAUAUAUAUAUAUGUAUAUAUAUAUAUGGCUCUGCCUUAAUAUACUCCUUUUUGUUUGUGACAACUGUAAUCAGUUAAUAAAAUAUUUAUUCUCUGCACUCA
Cavia porcellus (domestic guinea pig) is the source of this 2411-nucleotide messenger RNA. RefSeq names its product dynein cytoplasmic 1 light intermediate chain 1 (gene Dync1li1). Gene Ontology annotation, molecular function: dynein heavy chain binding. The record is from RefSeq and is a predicted model, not a curated record. Gene Ontology annotation, biological process: microtubule-based movement; microtubule cytoskeleton organization. Gene Ontology annotation, cellular component: cytoplasmic dynein complex; centrosome. The coding region runs from base 37 to 1611 and encodes 524 amino acids. The transcript has 13 exons. Lineage: Eukaryota; Metazoa; Chordata; Mammalia; Rodentia; Caviidae.